AUGAUUCCUCAUUCACCUACUAAUUAUGAAGAUUUCAAGUCACAGGUAAAUGCUGCACGAAGUGAAGGUGCACAUUGUGUUAUGGUUGGACGUGCUGCAUUUAAUAACCCUUGGCACACUUUGGGACAUGUUGAUACUGCAAUUUAUGGUGCACCAAGCAGUGGUCUGACACGACGUCAGGUCCUUGAACAGUAUCAAGUCUAUGGGGAUUCUAUCCUUGGAACAUAUGGUAAUAAUAGACCCAAUGUCCGGGAUGUGAUGAAGCCGUUACUCAACCUUUUUCGGUCGGAGCCUGGAAAUGGUCUGUGGAAGCGAAAAGCUGAUGCGGCUUUUCUGAAGUGCACUACAGUCCAAUCCUUCCUUGCAGACACCAUCGUAGCAAUUCCGGACUCUGUCUUAGAUUCGCCUAUUGCAGAUGCACCAGCUGGUCGUAAAGAUCUUUUCACAGACAUUCACAAUCUGCUACCUGCUCCAUAUGCAGCAAGAGAAGAGGAGGUACUAUAUGCUUAGUUUCUAUAGGAUUCCAUACAAGGCAGGAAAACAAGUGGUAUUAAUGUAUUCAUUCCAAUUUUUGGAUAUGGGCCUGAUUGGUCAGUUGUAGCAAUAUUUAACAAUUACAUUAGUGAAUAAUGCCCUAUUCUUUCGUCACCCUUAAAUCGGUGAUAGAAACAUUUUGAUGAUUUCAGUGUAAAAUUACUAGAAAAUGUAAAACAUUUAUGGCAUAUAUAUAAGCUCCUUUGAGCCUCUAGUUAUAUUACA
Pistacia vera is the source of this 759-nucleotide messenger RNA. RefSeq lists its product as uncharacterized. Lineage: Eukaryota; Viridiplantae; Streptophyta; Magnoliopsida; Sapindales; Anacardiaceae. The record is from RefSeq and is a predicted model, not a curated record. Gene Ontology annotation, molecular function: tRNA dihydrouridine synthase activity. The transcript has 5 exons. Gene Ontology annotation, biological process: tRNA dihydrouridine synthesis. Bases 1 to 510 code for a protein of 169 amino acids.